AAUCUGUUUAUCGACAAAACCUGUUGCUCCAUCUGUGGGCAGUGUAGUUUUCAGACGGCAACAACCAGCAGGGCAUUACGAAGUAGAGACCUCUCUUCCCACAAUGCACCGCGUUUGCCUCUCUAGGGUGUUUGGGUCACCGAUAGAGUACUGAACGACUCUCACUCACAUCGGCUAUUAGUUUGCCCAAUUGAGUUGAAAAUGUUUAUGGCAGGUACGGGUAUUGGGGGUCGAGGGUGUAGUCAAGGGUCAAGUUCACCAUCUGGUUCUACAGGAUGCAAUCCGCGCAAAUUCAGCGAGAAAAUUGCCCUUCACACGCAGCGGCAGGCUGAAGACACCGCCGCCUUUCAAGAGGUUAUGAUGGACAUCAGUUCCACCAAGAUGCAGGUCCAGAGAGCUCGCCAGGCCCGCAGCUUGGCACCCUACUACAGUGGCUCCCUACCCAAUGUCAACCAGAUGGUCAGAGCUGCCAUUGAUGCCCAGGGUCAGAUGGCGUGUAACCUUGAGCAGAGCUGUGUAGUGCGGCGCCACCUGAUGUCAGAUCACCCCCAUAGAGAGAGGAGACUGAGCCCGCCGGGUCGACCCAGCAGAAGACAUACGGACAGCGCACCGUACCACUCUGUGCACCAGUCCCCUCCUCCUCCCUCCUCCUACUGGAGACGGAACUGGCCGGCCAGCUGUGGUGUGGAGAGGGGUCAGGAGGUGCAGCUACCAGCUACCGGGCCCCUCAACAGGACCAACUCUGACUCUGCGCUGCACACCACCGUACGCAACACACACAUUGGAGACCAGAUGGGCUCCGGCCAGGGUCUCACGCCCCGGAAUAGACGUAGUGCUUUUCCGUACCCAGUACCUCUCAUAGAGGAGAAUUUACCAGAGGAAAACAAGCCAUUGAAGAAUAAGCUUUCCCAAGUGCCAUCCGGAAGUGCCCUAGCCAACCGUGCCACCAGUGCCUCCAGCCAACCAGCUGUUCCCACUCCCAGCCAGCAGGGCGGCAACCUGCUCCCGCUGCCCUCCUCCCUCAGCAUGAGCGGCUCUCUGCCGGACCUGUCCAGCCUGCACCUGCCGUCUCCUCAGCCCACUGGGCUGGAGAUGGACCCCCUGGGCCAGGGCCCCUGCCUGGCCUCCUCCAGCAGCUCAGAUCACCUGCCUGGAGCCCGUGCUCACAUGCACCCCAACAUCAAGGCAGACGAGGCCUACCACCUACCCGGCCUAUCCCCGAUGCCCGCUCCUCUCAGCAACCCCUUGCUCCAGUCGUCACUAAGCAGCCCCAACAUACAGUCGUCGCUUAGCAACAACUCCCUGCCCAACUCCCUAAGCUCCACCUCCUUACACCUCUCUCUCAGCAACUCCUCCCUCAAGUCCUCCCUCAGCAACCAAUCCCUGCUCUCCUCCCUGAGUAGCUCCUCCCUCAGCAGCCAAUCCCUCCAAUCAGGAGCGAGCCACUGCAGCUACAGCAGUGGGAUUGGUGGCUCCCGCUCCUGCUCCUCCUCCUCCUUGUCGGGCUCCCCGCGGGCAUCUAACCAAUCGCAUCCUCCUACUCCACAUGGGGGCUCGUCCUCGCGGAAGAGGAACCAGCUGAGCCCCCUGAUGCUGCCCACUGGAGGGGACUCUCGUUGGCACCACCCCAAGCAGUUCUCCCCGACCAUGUCUCCAACUCUCUCCUCCAUCACGCAGGGAGUGCUCCUCAACACCAAUCAGCUGUCCCGAGACUCGCGUCCGCCCACCUACCCCUACAGCCAGCCCCUGCAGCACUCCGGCCCUCCCCCUCCCCCGCCUCCUGGACCUCCACUUCCUGGUCCCCCUCUAUCCCAGCAGCCCUUGCAGCACCAUCCGCCAUAUCCUCCUCCAGAUACACCACAGCAGCAGCAGCAGACCCUUCUGAGUGGGGAUCCCAGUGUGCCGACCAGUGCCAACCUCUACCAGCAGCCUCAACAGCAGCAGCAACAGCAGGGAGCCCAGAUGAUGCCAAACCUCCAGCCUCCAGCUCCCCACCAGCCCCCCAUGCAGCAACACCAGCACCAGCACCAGCAGCAUAAUCAGAACCAGCAGCAGCAGCAGAACCACCACCAGCAGCAGCAGCAGCAGCAGCAGCAGCAGCAGCCACCGGCCUACCCCAAGCCACAGGUUCCCCAGUGUCAUCAUCCACAGACACCCACACAGCAGCAGCCACAGCCAACACAGCAGCAGCAGCAGCAGCAGCAGCAGCAGAGCCACCUCCUGAAGCACCUCCAGGCCCCCAGCCCUCCUCCUCCCCAGCUCCAGCUCCAGCUCCAGCACCAGCCUGCCUACCCCCACAGCCAGCCGGGCCCCCACCAGCUCCACAGCCAGCCGGGCCCCCACCAGCUCCAGUCACAUCAACAGCACCAGCACCAGCAGCAGCAGCAGCACCAGCACCCCUUGCAGUCUCGCUACCACUGUGAAGGCAGCAGUCGGCCUCUCCACCACAUGGGUGCCCUGCCGCCUCCGGUGCCCUACGGCCAGCACCAGCCCUUUACACAGCAACAUCAACAGCAGCACCAGCAGCACCACCAGCAGCACCAGCAGCACCAGAGCCAGUGGCCACCUCCCUCUCUGCAGCCCAACCACCUCGCUCCACCUGCCCUGCCAAUGCAUCAGCAGCAGCAACAUCCACAUCCGCCGCAGCAUCAGCAUCAGCAGCAGCACCCAUCCUGGCCUGGACCCAACCAGAACCAGAACCACAGCCAGAACCAGCACCAGACCCAACAUCCCCAUCAUCCUCCUCCUCUUCCUCAUCAUCCCACUCGACAGCAGCAGCAGCAGCAGAUGGCCGCGGGUCUCCACGGUGCUCCCCCCGCUCCGUUCAGCACGGAGACCCGGCCCCCGGUGCCAGAGUCGUCCCUCCGAGCGGGGGGGACCCCGAUGCGGCUCCAGGCCCACCACCGCAGGGCCAAGAACCAGCACCUGGGGGAUGGGGUGGCUGGGAGCGGUGCUGCUGCUGGUGGUGGUGGGGGAGGUGUUGGUGGUGUUGGUGGAGGCCAUCUGGGUGGAGGGGGCCCCCAAAAGAACCUGGCCCAGGGUGGGGGGCCGGCCCAGACUGGGCCGUCGGCACAGGGGGAGUCGGCUCUGGACUCUGGCCUUCACAACGAAUCCUACAUGGGGUUGCAUCUCACUCCAAGUCAGACGAAAGCCCUCUCCCAGCAGUUGGGUCACCUGUGCAAAGAGUCUCUUCCUGUUGCCGCCUCAGAGGUAGACAAGGAAGCCGCUUCUCUCCAGAGCCUCGUGCCUGACCAAGCAGCUGCCAUCCAGGGCCUCGCGCCAGACCAAGACCAGAAGAAUGGGAGUGGCAUGUGCCACAGCUUUUCCGAUGCCAUGUUAGCAGAUGCAGCGUCCUGGCUGGACCAGGAGAUAGCUGGCUUCCCGGCCAACAUGUUGGACCUGGAUGAGGAGGCGUUUGAGCUGGGGCUCCUCAGGGACGAAGAGUUCACCAGCGAACCGACCGCCACCGACGGGGCAUUUUACAACCCCAACUAACUCACUUGGCAACCCCACCACAUCUGGCAAGCACAGCUCCUUCAUCUGGGAGUCUGGACCCUUUCUGUGUCUCAAAUGGCACACUUGUGUCAGUGCACUGACGUUUAGUGCGUACUGCACACUGAGGUCUUUAGUGUCGAGGGAAAGUUUGGACUUCCAGCGUACUGAAUUUUCAAUGUGAGCGGCCUGCGCACUGAAACAUAGUGCCCAAAGUGCCGUCUGACCCACAUUCUGAAGGGAACUGUAGUAGACAAAAAUCCUGCACACCGUCCAUUCGUCCAUUACUCCUGCAUUUUUCACAAGGUUUCAGUGGGGAAGGCAUGUAAUGGACCGUGUGUAGGAUUUUUCUUUCCUAAUGAUACCAUUGGUUACAUCCAACGCACCUCGACUUGAGGUGUGCAAAAGCAUCCCAUUGUGAACUUGUGCACCCGUCUCAAAGGAUUAGUCAACCUGCCUGUCUGAAUUGUGUUCGCUGGCAUUUCAGGAAGUCGGAUCAGGCGAUUAUACUAUGGCAAGGUUUUUUUUUACUUUUUGAACAGCAAUCUCCACUUCUGCCUUUGAGACUUUAUCGGGACUCUGUCCGUGAUUGUGGCAUUGUGGCAAUGGCCAUCACCGUGCUAUCAUGCCAUACUGUAUGUCAACAAGCUAGAGCCAUCCCUAUGGCAUGAGUGUUUGUGAAUUGGGAUCAGAACCGACAUUGAAGAAUUUACUUGUAAUGAACAUGUUACUUAUGCACAAAUAUGCAAAAGGCUACCCUUCAGACCCUAAGUAUGCAACAAUCCCCCCAAAGGAUCAAUAUAGUUACUCCACUCUACUCUCUACUCCACAGUACAACCUCCAGCCCCUCUCACAAUCAGAUUGUAAAUGAAUAUGUAUUAUUUACACAGAAAAGUCUAUAUUUAGGAAUAUAUCAAUGUUCUAAAAAUAACUAUGAGAUGUUGUCAUCAGCCCUGUUUCUCAUGUGAGUCUUUCUACAGUAUAGUUUACUUGGACUAAAAAUAAUGUCCAUUUUCUUUAGUGUGAAAGCAAAACGUGUUUUAUGAAGGUUCUGGCCAUCCCUUUAAUAGUCUGUCAAAUGACAGCUACUCUAGUCUGUACCAGCCAGCCAGCAAAUAAUGUCCAUUUUCUUUAGUGUGAAAGCAAAACAUUUUUUUUUAUGAAGGUUGUGGCCAUCCCUUUAAUAGUCAAAUGACAGCUACUCUAGUCUGUGCCAGCCAGAUCAACCCUUUUAAUUGUGAUUUUUAACAAAACAAUUCAGUAUUGGCUUCUGUUUUCGCUUCUGUGUAUAUGAUGCUAUUGUUAUGACUUUACGGUGUCCUGCUUAUUUAUUAUAUAUUUCUAAAUAUAUGUUUUAUAUAUAUAAGAGCUGCUUCUUCCUCUUCUCUCUCUCUCUGGUAGAGAUGGUGAAUGCAUUUUUGUGCAUAGAUUAGGUAGUUUUCUUGCCAAACAACAACAAAAAGAAGAAAGUCAAGUGUUUGACAGUUUGUUUCUGAGUUCCAAAUAGAAAGUAGUGAUGAUGAUGGUAGAAUAAUGAUGGUGAAACAGAGAAAAGCAUUGUUUAUUACUCCUUGCUGCCUUGACAUUUUGCAAUAGUAAAUCUUAUUCUGUGAA
This is a messenger RNA of Engraulis encrasicolus (European anchovy), 5106 nucleotides long. RefSeq names its product CREB regulated transcription coactivator 2 (gene crtc2). Gene Ontology annotation, molecular function: cAMP response element binding protein binding. The transcript is spliced from 17 exons. NCBI's taxonomy places the organism in Eukaryota, Metazoa, Chordata, Actinopteri, Clupeiformes, Engraulidae. Gene Ontology annotation, biological process: positive regulation of transcription by RNA polymerase II; protein homotetramerization. Gene Ontology annotation, cellular component: nucleus; cytoplasm. The record is from RefSeq and is a predicted model, not a curated record. Bases 202 to 3495 code for a protein of 1097 amino acids.